This is a messenger RNA of Staurois parvus, 441 nucleotides long. Lineage: Eukaryota; Metazoa; Chordata; Amphibia; Anura; Ranidae. The record is from the annotation of a GenBank genome assembly.
CCCUCCAUAUCAUGUGAUUCAGGUGUUCCAAUCCCCUCCAUAUCAUGUGAUUCAGGUGUUCCAAUCCCCUCCAUAUCAUGUGAUUCAGGUGUUCCAAUCCCCUCCAUAUCAUGUGAUUCAGGUGUUCCAAUCCCCUCCAUAUCAUGUGAUUCAGGUGUUCCAAUCCCCUCCAUAUCAUGUGAUUCAGGUGUUCCAAUCCCCUCCAUAUCAUGUGAUUCAGGUGUUCCAAUCCCCUCCAUAUCUUGUGAUUCAGGUGUUCCAAUCCCCUCCAUAUCAUGUGCUUCAGGUGUUCCAAUCCCCUCCAUAUCAUGUGAUUCAGGUGUUCCAAUCCCCUCCCAAUCAUGUGAUUCAAGUGUUCCAAUCCCCUCCAUAUCAUGUGAUUCAGGUGUUCCAAUCCCCUCCGUAUCAUGUGAUUCAGGUGUUCCAAUCCCCUCCCAAUCA